UCUUGUCUAUACUCUUCUCUGAGUUGCAAUUUUCCUAAUACAGUUAGGUGGGGCUGCUCACCCUCCCUUUGUCAGCAUUCUCCUGUCACUCCGUCAGUCCACAAGGCUGACAAUUUGGGCUACAAACCAAGAUAUAUCACCCAUAAAACCUCAAUACACAAGGAUAACACUACUGAAUCAUAAAUCCUUUCCUUAUUCUUUCCUUUGCACUACAGUCCUAGUUGUUAUUACUUCCAUUUUGUUUUGUUGUCUUUGGCAGAUCCCAGAUGAAGACAAUCAUGGCUAAGAACCCUCAUGAAUCAUUCUCGUUCUCUAGGAGAUAUUUCAACUUCAAGAAAAAGGUUGAAGACGAAGAUGAUGAGGAAGAAAUUUUCGCUUUCAGCUCCUCAUCACUUGGUUGUGAGGAGGAGUUGAAAGGUAUUGAUCAGGAUAUCAGUCAUUCAAUGCAUACACUUCCUGUCAAACCACCAAAGAAGAAGCUGACAAGUUUAGCUGUUUCCAAGCUUAGGGCUGCUUUUGCAUUUGGUAAUAAGAAUCGCAGUCGCUUUUCUGGUCUUGGCACCAAAGUUGUAGGUACCCUCUUCGGGUACAGACGCGGGCAUGUGCAUUUUGCAUUUCAAGAAGAUCCCAAGCUGAGUCCAGCAUUUCUUGUUGAACUCGCAACUCCUACUAGCGUUUUGAUUAAAGAAAUGGCUUCAGGGUUGGUUAGGAUUGCUCUUGAAUGUGACAGAAAAACAACAGAGAAGAAAAAUGUGAAGCCUUUGCUAGAAGAACAAAUAUGGAGGACUUAUUGCAACGGCAGAAAAUGUGGUUAUGCAACUAGACGUGAAUGCGGAGCUGAGGAAUGGAAAGUUUUGAACUCUAUUGGUCCAAUUUCAAUGGGGGCCGGUGUUUUACCAGGAGCUGGAAAGGGAGAUGGCUCUGAGGGAGAACUCAUGUAUAUGAGAGCCAAGUUUGAGAGAGUUGUAGGGUCUAAAGAUUCAGAGGCCUUUUACAUGAUGAAUCCUGAUGGUCAUGGAGGUCCCGAACUUAGCAUUUACUUGCUCAGGGUUUAGGUUUCCUGGCCACUUUUAUCUGUAUUAUCUAUUUAGUAGUACCUCAGUUCAAUGUUGUAAUAUAUUACUAUGAAUGAAUGCUUGGGGCUACUCUGCUAAGUCAUGAGAUAAAUGAUAAUAGGGCAGCGGUUCUUCAUGGGUUUUUUUUUUCUUGCCAAUGCAGAAUUUCGGAAUGUUUGGUUUGGUGUUUUUAGUAUGUUGAUCAGUUUGAGAAAGAACUGUAGAAACGAUGAUGGAAGAUGUUAGCGAUGAGUGUUGUGUCA
This is a messenger RNA of Coffea eugenioides, 1318 nucleotides long. RefSeq names its product protein MIZU-KUSSEI 1. Gene Ontology annotation, biological process: hydrotropism. NCBI's taxonomy places the organism in Eukaryota, Viridiplantae, Streptophyta, Magnoliopsida, Gentianales, Rubiaceae. The record is from RefSeq and is a predicted model, not a curated record. Bases 267 to 1055 code for a protein of 262 amino acids. The transcript has a single exon.